This is a messenger RNA of Dissoconium aciculare CBS 342.82, 3246 nucleotides long. RefSeq lists its product as uncharacterized. Gene Ontology annotation, cellular component: transcription factor TFIIIC complex. Bases 324 to 2957 code for a protein of 877 amino acids. Gene Ontology annotation, biological process: transcription initiation at RNA polymerase III promoter. Gene Ontology annotation, molecular function: histone acetyltransferase activity. Lineage: Eukaryota; Fungi; Ascomycota; Dothideomycetes; Mycosphaerellales; Dissoconiaceae. The transcript has a single exon. The record is from RefSeq and is a predicted model, not a curated record.
GAUUGAUGCAACUGCAAUUCGCCGUGAGUAUUGAGUUUUCUAGUGGCAUAAUGGAGACCUAGUUGUCAGGAGAUCUUCUCGGUCAUUUCGAUUGUGUCUUUGCGGUGAUAAAAGAAUGUUUUUACGUGCAGAAUUCAGACUUCCAUUCAAACCGUUGAAGCACGUAGUGAUAGACCUUUCGAUCCUAGAGCAACUUCACUUGUCAAGUGGUUUCGCGCCGGCGGAGUCGUGCAAAAUCGACCGCCAUCGAAUCUCCACCUUGAGAGCGAGGAUCAUGUAGGCCAAAUCUCCGCUCACAAUAUAUUAAUUGACAGGACAUCGCCAUGGCCAGCAAGAUCACACUCCCGUUUUGGCCAACGACCCUGGACGCAGUUCAAUGGUCAGCCGACAACCGCAUCGCGGUACUUGGUGGUGAAUCGAUCGCUAUCUUGACACCACGACUGAGCAAGGACCAUAAUUCCAGCGGAAGUUUUUGGAAUACGACAAUCAUCAAGAUCAAUGGCUUCACGACGGCAGAGAUUCCACGAUGUCUGCCUUUGCCAGACGUACACUGGUCGCCGGGCGAAGAGCUGUCUAUCAAUACGGCACAUGCUGCAGCAUGGUCACACAUCGGCCCCGGGAAGUACGGUGCAUGUAUUCUUGCCAUCUUGACCACGAAUCAUGUUGUAUCGAUUUGGGCAGCUGAUGGGAAGCCAUAUCCGAGCAUACAGUGGACGCGACAAAUAAUUGUCAACCAUGCUGUCAAAGAUUUCUACCGAAAACGGAAAGUGACCAACAUACAAGUUGUGCAGCGAAUACAGGCGUUUGCUUGGAGUGCUCCAUGGUAUCCAGCAAACAACAAAUCAGAUAAUUCAGGUCGUCAUUUCGUCGCAGUGUCGACACACGGUGGUCACAUUCUCUUCUUGCAGAUCAGCACCCCGAUGAGAGAAAUAUGGCGUACAAAUAAUGAGUGGCGGGCCACGGUUUGUGGUCAUUUUGAUACUACGUCUGACGGAGACGUGGAAAUGGCUGAUGCCGACCAAGAUCAAGGAAAGAACGGAGGGUGGAAACUCGUUGCUGACCACAUUGCUUGGUCAAGCUGGAAUCCUGACGACACUUCGACCUUGGCCUACCUGAUGAAGGGCAGGCUUUUCAAAGUCAGAUUGGAGAUCUCAGAGCUAAACAACCACAUCACGAUACAGCCAGCGGGGGUUUAUGUACAACCAGAAGCCCUCCUAGCGGAAAACUCAAAUCUCACUGCUCCGCUCGCAUUCACGAGUCUCGAUCUUUGUGACAGUCUGAUUGUCUUUGGCGACAAUAUUGUGCACCAGGUUCGCUACAGUAAUGCUCCACCCUCGAGCUCAAGCCAUCAUCUAGACGAUCGGUGGGAUCCCAUCUCUGGCCUGGCCUUCACCUCAAAAGUGCCCAAUGGCGAUGCCGAAACUAGCUUGCAAAUAAAUUUGAGCUCACAUGUGUCCACUUUAUCCUCUGAAACAGCAAGCCUCAAGAUGACUGCCCAUGGCAAGGAGAUGUCAGCAGAUUCCGACGUCUACUGGCGAAAGGAACUCCUCGAAAGCCGAGAGGCUCAUAGCACCGAGCAUGGCUCAGGCCAUCCACGUCUAAGCAGGGAGGAAUUGGACAAGCUUUCGCAGUAUGACAACGCUACAGGCGUGCAAGAACGCGUAUGGGGAAUCGCCAGCUCGCCGUUCGAUGAUUACAUCGCCGCAUGUUUCACCUUUCACCCUUCAGAAUCUUUAGCCUACGCCAUUGGGGCAGAGCAGGUCACAGUUGUGAACAUCACACGGGAAGCCAAACCUGCCAAGGGCCUUCUACUACCAUUGAGAAAAAUGAAAAUUUAUCGUGAGAGACAGGUUCCGACCGAAACGUUGGUUUUCGCGCUCGCAAGGAGCCUGAACCUCAGAGAAGACGACACAAAUAUGGCGGAAAGGGAUCUUGACAACAUCAUCCGAAACAUCGAAGAUGCGAUGCCAGAGUCUGUUACAGUGGAACAAUCUCAAGAUGCUAUCGGUCCGAAUGACCCAUUGAUUGGAAAACAUUUGAGCAUCCGUGAGCAUCUGCAGAAUAAUCUUCUCCUCGUGUCCAAUAUCAGGAGAUUACGAGCGGCGAGAAUCAGCCGCUUGGUCAUUAGCAGCCAGACUGGCCAGCAGCCGUUUGCGGACAACGGAGGACGUCAGAGCAAUCUCGACGCGGAAAUGAUCGGGAUCCUUGUAGAGUCUGUUUUGGCUAUUCCCAAUCGUGUAAACCUUGCUGAAGUCAUCUCGGAAGAGGACCCGCUCGGUUGGAAGAUUCGGAACAUUUACGGAAUAAUCUCACACAAACUGAAUAUGAUGCAGCAACAAGAACAAGCUCGUAUCGACACACAGCCCAAUAGUAAUGUGAUUGACCCAGGUAUUUCUGGGAAUGAGUCAUUGUCAAGCUCAGAACAUUGCGAGACAUGCAAUACUCCGAUCCAAUUCGAGAGCCUCAAAUGGGCCCGUUGCAGCAAUCCACAACAAGUCCAUCACUAUCCUCGUUGUGCAUUAACCUUUCUAGCGAUGCAACAAACACAACAAGCGCAAUCAUCCAUGACAAAAUCCUGCGGUCUCUGCGGAUUGAAAUACCUCAGUGAUGAAGCUAUAUUUGAAUUAUCCCAAAGGCCGUGUCAAACGCAGGUACGGCGACCGGGAGAAGUUCCGCUGCAGCCGGAUUUAUCGCAAAACCCGGAUUUGGACGCAGGUGCGCAAGCGGACGACCACACUUUGACAGCGAGCACCGCACGACCGGGUUCAACCCCGACCAACCCGGAAGUUCUCGAAAACCACAUCGGGAAUCAGACUGGCCAUCGAGAACAUAGCACAUCACGAAAAGUAGAUCCCGAUUCUUCCGCUGCAUCAUCGCCAUCGAUGAACCUGCUUGCAAUCGCUUUGUACGCGACUUGCAGUGUCUGCUUUUAUUGUGGAGGUCAAUAUACUGAUUGAGCAGCAUUCACUGUAGUAGUGAUGAUUGUUCGGAUCAUGCCCCUCGGAGCAUCUCCCGCGGAUCUCGAACCAAAUGUUUGCUCGCCAGGUCCACCCUGUCCUGAGAUUCUCGAUUAGGAUCUGGAUCCACGAUCCGUGUUGUCUUCCGACUUCGAGAUGGUGUCCUUUCUACGCCCCUUCUUCGUUUCGCGGUUGUCGGAAUGAUCAGAAUCAACCAUGGUUCCGUGCUGCAGGCACAGCCCCCAAAGUCCACAUUGUUAAGAUAAUCGACCUCAACCAAGCAACAGAG